CUGGAAUGAGCAUUCACCUAUUUAAUUCCCUUCCUCCAUUUGAUCGAUUGUGGCACAUUUGCAAUCGAACUGCUGCCGUAGUAGUGUCUUUCAUGGGAAGAAAAAUAACCAGCAUGAACGAGCUCGACAAGGAUCAAAUAUCCAUGCUGAAGUCAACUUUCGAUGCUUUCGAUAUUGACAGGAAGGGUUACAUCGAAACAGAAAUGAUCGGAAUGAUUAUGGAUAUGCUUGGGGCUCAGGUCGAUGCGGAUGAAUUGGAGUGCAUUAUAAAUGAAAUUGAUGAAGAUGAAAAUGGCGAAAUAACAUUCGACGAAUUUCUUACGCUUGCAGCCAAAUUUCUGGUUGAUGAUGAAGAUACAGAUGCCAUGCAGACAGAGUUGAAGGGUGCGUUUAGAAUGUACGAUAAAGAAGGAAAUGGUUUUAUAACGACGCAGGUGUUGAGGGAGAUCCUGAGGGAACUUGAUGACAACUUGAGCGAAACAGACCUCGAUAAUAUGAUAGAAGAAAUUGACACUGACGGAUCAGGAACAGUCGACUGGGAAGAAUUUCGAGCAGUUAUGAUUGGUUGAGUAGGCCAUAUAAUAUCUUUUCUACUUUUUGACAUUUGUAAUUGAGGAUCAAAUAGAUUAUUGAUGGUUGAA
This is a messenger RNA of Coccinella septempunctata (seven-spotted ladybird), 641 nucleotides long. Its product is annotated as troponin C, isoallergen Bla g 6.0101-like. The record is from RefSeq and is a predicted model, not a curated record. Bases 6 to 569 code for a protein of 187 amino acids. The transcript is spliced from 6 exons. Lineage: Eukaryota; Metazoa; Arthropoda; Insecta; Coleoptera; Coccinellidae. Gene Ontology annotation, molecular function: enzyme regulator activity; calcium ion binding.